Messenger RNA from Cylicostephanus goldi, 1158 nucleotides. The record is from the annotation of a GenBank genome assembly. NCBI's taxonomy places the organism in Eukaryota, Metazoa, Nematoda, Chromadorea, Rhabditida, Strongylidae.
AUGGAGCAUAAACGCUACAUGGAUUCCAUACAUAUAGCUAUAACUCAGAUCUUAAAUAUUUCUUAUUUGAGGUCAAGCAUCUAUGAUGUAUUGUUUCAGGCGCAAGGCAGCCCUAUCAAACUCGCAAAAGUAGAUGCUACAGUAGAGAAAGAUUUGGCUGAGAAAUAUGGAGUCACCGGAUUCCCAACGCUGAAAGUCAUGCGACAUGGAAAGAGAUAUGAGUACAAUGGACCACGUGAAGCUUAUGGAAUUGUUAAAUUUAUGCAAGAGCAAUCUUUACCAGCAGCGAAAAAACUCGGCAGUGUUGGAGAAGUGCAGAGAUUCAUGCAGAAAGAAGAUGUAACCGUUAUUGGUUUCUUUGAAAGUGAUGCUUCUCCAGCCUUUGAGCCAUUCUCUGAAGCUGCAGAAAUGCUUCGUGAGGAUUUCAAAUUCAUAGGAUGGGUGUCAGAUCCGGAAGCUUUUAAAAAGUACGAUGCUAAGCCGAAUGAUAUGAUCAUUUUCUAUCCAACUCUGUUCCAAAGCAAAUUUGAGCCAAAGAGCAGGACUUAUAAUAGAGAAGGUGCACCUGCUGAAGAGCUGGUCUCGUUCCUUCGUAAUUUCUGCCUUCCAUUGGUGGGAAAAAGAACCAAGGAAAAUAUUCCAACCCGAUAUGGAAAAUUCCCGCUGGUGGUUGUAUACUAUGAUGCUGAUUUCUCGCUACAAUAUAGAGAAGGUAGUGAAUACUGGCGACAGAAAGUGUUGAAUAUUGCUCAGAAGUACCAAAAAGAUAAUUAUCACUUUGCUGUGGCUGAUGAAGAAGAGUUUGCUGAUGAGUUGCAAGGUGCUGGGUUAGGUGAUUCUGGACUUGAACAUAAUGUGCUGGUCUUCGGACAUGAUGGAAAGAAAUACCCAAUGGACCCUGAAGAAUUCGAUGGUGAACUAGAAGAGAAUCUGGAAGCUUUUAUGAAGAAGCUCAAUGCUGGCAAGAUCAAGCCGUACUAUAAAUCCGCGCCAAUUCCACGUGAUGACAAGGGCCCCGUACGGAUUGUGGUUGGCGCGAACUUUGAAAAGGUACGUAGUUUGGAUUUUGAGCAUAGACAUCGCUUGUUCACCGUUCCUUGUGGGGCUAAAAAAUAUCGUGGAAGUAGGGUAUCAGAGAGGAUACAUGUAUCAAGCGUU